AUGAACCUUGGCGCUGUGAUACCUGAUAUGUUGAACUUGCAUGUGUACUCUAAGGCUAUGUCUUUAAGGGCAGAAGCCGAAGCACAGCAGGAUGCGUUUGUUGUGCCUUGCAUUCGUUGCGUGACAGAACGUGGCACUCCAAUCAGCUACUACCGGCAGAUUUCUGACCAAGUGCAAAGCACAGCGUUAUCAAGACUUCAUAGACGCUUCGUGCAGGCAGAACUUGAGCAUGAUCAUCCGGCUGUCAGGAUCGUCCUCUCGAAUUAUAUAGCAGGACUUCAAGGCCGCCUGAGCAGAUACGAGCUCGCGUACAACCGGAAGACGUUGCGAGACGACUACAAAACCCAUGAUCUCAAGGCUGAGAUAGAGUUCCUUAGACGGACUCUUUGUUCGCUCCUUUUGCAGCCAGAGGCGAAACCAGAGAGUCGCGAGCAGACACGGUCCCAAGGUGUGGACGCUGUGAACAUGGAAACAGACGUGAUCGCAGCUGAAGCAGAUGUGAAGGAGCAGAACAUCCAUGAGCAAACCAGUAGUAAGGUUUCGGAUCCAGGAGUGAGCGACUAUCCUAUGACAACUGGCCACACCGAGAUCCAAGCCGUGAACAAAGCAGCCAAAGAGGUAUUGAAUGCCGUUCUCAGCCUGAAGAACGUUAUCGAGGAUCUGCCAUCUCAGUCAUCACAGGACCACCAGAGUAUUCUACACAAUAACCUAGAGGGUGUAAGUCGAGGUCUAUCGCGGUUUCCAGAUUGCUUGACCUCUCUUUUAGUGAGGCGGAAAGCCGAUCUGGAUGCAACCGAAAAAGAUAAAUGCCUCGCAGCUGAGACCCUGAGAGCAGCCGAAGAGAAGAUGGCGGCGGCAGAGGCGAAGCAGAUGGAGUUGUUGGUAAAGACUGAGGCUUUCGAACAAGCCAAGGAUGUGGCUGACGAGAAGAUGAGAGAGGCGACGGAGCUGUUGCGCGCCGUCGAGACAAGAGAUAAACAUGUUGCGGGUCGCGAGCGCAGAGUCGUGAGGCUGGAAGAGGAGCAAGCACUCGAAGACUUGCACCAUGGUGCGAAUGCUGCGAUGGAAGACGAAGCCGAGGCAGCCGCUGCUGAAGCAAGAGAGAGUGAACGUUGGACUAGCCCGAUCAUAAGGCCCGCUGCCGUUGUGAAGAAUGAGAAGUCCCCCACAUAUCUCGAGCAAAUAUCCAAUUCCACCUCCGCAGGAGAACACGUCCUUCUAGGGAUGCACACUGCCAUCGCAGCCAGAGAAGAAGAGUUGUGGCACAAAGGAAAUAAUCUCCACCACCGCGAGACCGCCCUCUUCGCCCGCGAGCAGCUCCUGGAGCAAAUGAAAACCGCCCAGAUCCAGCUGGCAGAGAACUGGAAAGCGCAGGUCGACACUUCAUAUGCUGGCUUAGAAGCAGAGGGCGAAGACUUGGGGGCGAAGUUUCGAGCGUUGAUCGCUCUGAAGAGUAGGGUCGAGGAGACGCAGGCGAAGGUGAGGAGUUUGAUCGGGGAGGCGAGGGGGAUGGUCAGGGUGGGUGGUGGGGAGAAGGGCGAGGAUGAAGGGGCUUGA
This is a messenger RNA of Letharia columbiana, 1557 nucleotides long. RefSeq lists its product as uncharacterized. The record is from RefSeq and is a predicted model, not a curated record. The transcript has a single exon. NCBI's taxonomy places the organism in Eukaryota, Fungi, Ascomycota, Lecanoromycetes, Lecanorales, Parmeliaceae. The coding region runs from base 1 to 1557 and encodes 518 amino acids.